GAAUUAUAGAUUGCAUUUUCAGUAUUUAUAGUCAGUUCAAAAAAGUUUUUCUUUUUUUCUUUUAAAUUGAUAGACACACACACAUGAAUAAUCCGCCGUUGUCUGAAAAAGAUGACCAAGUGUAAAGACUGUUUAUAAAUGAAAAAUUAGGGGGUUCAAUUCAUAUUGAUCAGUACAAAAAAAAUUAUUAACACUCACAACUUGACAGAUUUUCUGAUCCGGCGAUAAUUGUUGAACCCAAAAGAGAACAAGAGUCACUGCAAAUAAAAAAAAUGUUUACCAUAGGAGACAACAGCGACUCGAGUACAGAGGAAGACACUUCAACAACGACUGAGGCAAUAGGUCCAACCAAGAUAAAAGUGCAAUUCCCAAUUGAAUUGGAACAACGUUUCUGUCCUGCCUUUCCUAAACCUCCUGUUGACUGUGACGAAGACGACGAAGAAGAAGCACCAAAAGAACCAUCUCGGAAGGAGAGAAUACUCGAAUAUCUUUCUGCCAAAUUUCCUGGCCGAAUUGUCAGAAGAGUGUUGAAAUGCACCAUUGCUUACUUUCUAUCUUCACUCUUCAGCUUGGUUUAUCCUGUCACACACUUUCUCGGUCCAGCGCCCUUCUUUGCCGUGACCGCGAUGCUCUUUAGUCAUCCUGGGCGUACCAUGGGCGCACAGUUUGACGCAACCAUCACAGCUGUCCUCGGCGUUGUCGUGGCUGUGCUCUAUGCGUUGGCAGGCAUGGCUGCAUCCGUUGCCUAUAAUGUGGCGCAUAAAGACACCUACCAGUCUCAACCUAUAGGCCGAGUGAUUAAUGUUGUCUUUCUGUUUGUGGGUAUCUUUGGUGCACAGAUGCUGCGUCAGGCCUAUCCCAAAUUCCACUUUUUCUCACUCCAGUUCAUGAUCAUCCAAAUCUUUGCCAUGUCUAGAAGUAUUGAUUACCUUUACGUACCCUUUGAUUUGCCCUUGAAUUAUGGUAUACCUCUCUUGAUGGGUCAUGCUAUUGCGCUCUUUGUCAACCUUGUCUUUUGGCCAGAGACGGCUGUGGAUGGAUUAGGCAGAGCAUUAAAAGAAACCCUCACGAGUAGCAAGGACAUGCUACACAUGAUUACCAAGCAAUUCUUUCUCGAUCCUACAUCCGAACUUGUACCUGAAGAAGUAGUCGAUGGCAUCUCAGCCAAGAUGCGAAAGGGCAUGACCAAGGUCAAGACAGCCUACCGUGAAGCAAAAUACGAAAUCUCAUACUCAUUUAUACGGCCACAGCAGCUCCGUCAAGUGCGAAAAUCUCUCGACCGACUGACACGACACUUGAGCAUUCUUGGCAGUUGCCUAAAGACAGAACGAGAACUCUUCGAAAGCGCUGUCGAGGCUCUUCAGGCAGAGAUGAAGGAAUGCGAAAGCGAGGAAGGCGAGCACCACGAAGACGGAUCGUUCUCGAACCGACGGUCUUAUAGUGAAGAAGAUCUGAACCUGUUACGCACCUCGUUGCGUGCAACUGACGACUUUCUGAGUGGAAGGUGCAUCUCAGGUACCGCCACACCACGAGGCACGUCCCGUCCGACCUCGCGUGUGAGCUCACGUGCGAACUCAAGACCAUCAUCGACUCAUGUCUCGGAAGACGAAGAUUAUGGAGAACACAAUCAACGAUCGGUCACGUCCAUCAAGUCGUUCUUAAACCUGACCAAACUUUCGAUUCCGAAGCCAAAGCCACCACAAAAGACGAGAAAACAGACAGAGUUCGAGCAACGUCAUUUACUGUUGACCUACCUCGAUAGUCUGAGAGAUCCCCUGAUGGAGCUUUCGAUCGACUGUGCCAGUGCUCUCGAAUGUGUCAGUGACAGCAUCACGAACGAAUUCGAUAUGGAUGCAGAGGAUGAUGUCUCGAUUCGACAGACCUGGAAAUCCUUCUUGUUUCACACCCUCAACAUCACCAAGGACUCUGUCAGAAACGAAGAGCAAAAGACGAUCGAAAGACAUCGAGGGAACACAAAAUGCGACUGUUCUCAGAGUAUUCGUCUGGCCAUCAUUCAGUUUGACAAAUCAGAAAGAAAUCGCAUGCACGCGCUCUAUGAUCGAAUUCACUCUAAAUCAUUGGAUCUUGGUAUGCGACAAGAGCUUUUUCUUGUCUUUUUUUUCAUCUUUACUAUGCGUGAAGCCGCAAAUGAGCUACAAGAACUGACGCUUCAGAUGGAUGAGCUAAGGCUGCAGUCAAGAAAGACAAGCUUUAGAGGUAAAAAGAAAAAGCACCUGUACAUGCCUGUGCCAAGUAUCAAGAUGUGGCGCAAGUGGGCUAGUGGAAACAACCAUCAGAGUACUAGAGAUAAGGGAGGAUACACAUUAGCUACCUUAACCAAUCUGAUACCCAAGGAAGAGCCCAAAAAGAUGGUUCAGGAAGACGACUACAUGCUAACCAAACUGCAGACCGAUACUAGUCUGAAACCGACAAGAAGUAGAAGAAGCAGUGCAGGAGUGAACAAUGAUGAUGCUUCACCCAUCAUGAUCCGUCGUCGUCGUCAAUCUAGUUUUCGGCGCGCUUCUGAUACGAGUAAUGAUGCACCAAGAGAUAUACGCAUCUUUGUCCCUGACGGUGUACAGCACACUGACCAGUCUCAGAAAACAAAGAAUGAGGAAGAGGAGAAGGAAAAGUUGCCGAUCAUAUUACGUAUUCGUUAUGGUAUCUGGAAACAGCUUCAGUUCUUUACUAAAUACGAGUUCAAAUUUGCUCUCAAGAUGGCUGUGGCUGUCAUUGUAUUGAGUGUUCCUGCCUUUGUGCCGUCUUCUGUAGAUUGGUACUAUAAUAUCAGAGGACAAUGGGCACCUAUGACUGUCAUUGCCAUCAUGAACCCUACAAGUGGUGGAACUUUGGAGGCUAGUUUCUGGCGUAUUGUCGGUACAGUCGUUGGCGCCAUGACAGGGUGGGCUGCAUUAGAGGCAGGAGGCGGCAGUCCGUAUCUACUUGGUAUAUUUGCUGUGCUUUUAGCUCUGCCUUCCUUUUACAUUCAUUUGGGAAGCACAUAUAAUAAAGUAGGUAUCGUCUGUUUGACUACCUAUGAAGUCGUUGCCCUGAGUCGGUUUGCAUCUCCACCUCUAAAUGAGACUAUUGCGGAGACAGUCUGGAAACGAACCUUGACACUUAUUGUAGGUGUAUGUGUUGCCUUGUUACUCAACUCGUUGGUUUGGCCAUUUGUAGCGCGACAUAUGGUUCGUAAAUCGAUUGGAGCAUGCCUGGCUCAACUUGAAGAUUAUUAUAUAUUUAUUAUGGGAUCUUAUCUAUACCACGACCCACGCUCGAUACCCAGUACCGAAGAUAUCGUCAAAGGAGAAAAGAUGGAAAGCAAGAUUCAAAAGGCGAUUGAUGCAUGCUCAGUUCUGCUAGAAUUAACAGACAAUGAACCUCGUAUACGUGGGCCAUUUCCAAAGGCAUUCUAUAAAGAGAUUAUUAUAUGCAUGCGUAACUUAUUAGAUCGAAUGUUGAGUACUCGAAUUGCCCUCAUCAAGAUGCCAUUGGUGGUGAAACAUGACGUAUGCGCAAAAGAGUAUCAUACAGAACGUCAUGACAUGAUUGCUGCCAUGCUCUUGACCUUCCAUACCUUGGCCAUAUCUUUGAAAUCAAAGUCACCUUUACCUGUCUAUAUGCCAUCACCACGAUCAGCACGUGCCAAACUAAUGGAGCAUCGAAGAACGAGUAAGAAGCAAUGGGUUAAAUUUAGAAAUUUGACUUGGUUUGCUAUGGCUUCAUCUACACAAGAAAUGAUUGAUGAGUUAGAACAUCUUACACGCUUAAUACGAUUUAUCCUGGGUGAAAGUCCUUAUGCGGAUAGGGCCAAACAAAUAGACGAAUUCAUUCAUUAUCCAGAGGAAGCCUUUAAAGAACAUUGGCAUCCAUAAUGCGCGCUUUUUUUUGGUGCAUAAACGGGACUUGAACUAUACCCAAUUUUCAUUGUUUGUAUGUGUGUGCAGAAAGAGAAUAAAGGGAGGUGUUGCUGAAUUAGAAAUAGGCUGCCCACCCACUUUUUUUUUAUGCCUUAUUGACAGGCAUUUUACAAACUCAUCUUUUUUUUAU
Molecule: messenger RNA, 4050 nt
Organism: Rhizopus microsporus ATCC 52813
Lineage: Eukaryota; Fungi; Mucoromycota; Mucoromycetes; Mucorales; Rhizopodaceae
Exons: 8
Coding region: 273-3875 (1200 amino acids)
Source: RefSeq, a predicted model, not a curated record